This is a messenger RNA of Talaromyces rugulosus, 1653 nucleotides long. RefSeq lists its product as uncharacterized. Gene Ontology annotation, biological process: transmembrane transport. The coding region runs from base 1 to 1653 and encodes 550 amino acids. NCBI's taxonomy places the organism in Eukaryota, Fungi, Ascomycota, Eurotiomycetes, Eurotiales, Trichocomaceae. Gene Ontology annotation, molecular function: transmembrane transporter activity. The transcript is spliced from 3 exons. The record is from RefSeq and is a predicted model, not a curated record.
AUGGCAGGCGAAACUGGCUCCGUUCAUUCGGAAAAAGUAGCGUCCAACCGCUCGUCCUCUGGCAGUUCGCUCUCACGAACAACAUCUUCUGAUAGCACAGAUGUAAUUGGCCGCGUGCCUACGGAUGAUCAACCUGAAAAUACCAGGAACGACAUGGAAAAGGGCAUUGCAGCUCUGGAGACCACACCUACAAAGGACAGCAAUUUGAACAAUAAUAACAACAACAACCUGGACCUAAUCCGAAGCCAUGUUUCUCAUCAAGAAAUGCACGCAUCUAAUGAUGCCUAUCGUGAAGAAAACGCAGAGCAGUAUCUGCGUUUCUCGCCAGCGCGCAAAAUGGUCAUAGUCGCUAUUUUGUCCUAUUCUUCGUUUCUGGCGCCGGUCUCGUCGACCUCGAUUCUUCCCGCUGUCCCAGAGGUUGCCGAGACGUUCAAUACGACUGGUAGCAUGAUCAACGCGAGUAAUGCUGUGUUUCUGGUGUUCAUGGGCCUUUCGUCGACCUUUUGGGGGACUUUCAGCCAGAUUCUAGGGAGACGACCGAUGUCCUUUUGGAGCUCCUUUCUUUUCUUCGUGUUUAGCUUGGCUACUGCACUAUCUCCCAAUUUGCCGGCAUAUUUCAUCUUCCGAGCUCUCACUGCCUUUCAAGGGACGUCAUUCCUCGUCGUGGGGAGUGCGUCAAUCAGUGAUAUCUACACGCCUACAGAAAGAGCCACAGCACUGGCAUGGUUCCUGUGUGGUGCGCUGGUCGGACCGGCCUUGGGACCGUUCCUUGGUGGCGUCAUCGUAACUUACCGAUCAUGGAGAGUGAUCUUCUGGCUUCAAAGUGCACUCGCGGGACUAGCAUUCGUCCUGGUCGCCCUCUUCAUUCCCGAAACAAUUCCACACAAGUCUAUUUCGGACUUGUCCGAUCUCUCGCCUAUGCAAAAGACCCGUGCUAUCUGCCAGCGCAUGAAUCCAAUCCGAGUCAUUGUGCUUCUUUUCGAGUACCCAAAUCUCUUCUUUGCCGCAGUUACUUCGGCUGCUUUGGUCUGGAACCAAUAUUCACUCCUCACCCCGAUCACGUACGUGCUUAAUCCGCGCUUCAACCUCACCACACCGAUGGAAUCCGGCCUGUUCUACCUAGCCCCCGGGUGCGGCUACAUGUUUGGCACCCUUUUUGGUGGCCGCUACGCCGAUUACGUGGUCCGAAAAUGGAUCCGCAAGCGUGACGGCGUGCGAGUCCCCGAAGACCGCCUAAAGUCGUGUCUUAUCUUCGUUGGUAUCAUCAUUCCGGGUUGGAUUCUGAUCUACGGAUGGACAGUUGAGAAGGCAGUCGGUGGAAUCCCCGUGCCCGUGAUCGCCAUGUUCUUACAGGGCGUUGCUCAGCUGUUCUGCUUCCCCAGUCUAAAUACGUAUUGCCUAGACGUGAUGCAGUCCAAGGGCAGAAGCGCCGAGGUAGUUGCCGGUAACUACAUGUUCCGAUAUGCAUUUGGAGCGCUGGGCACGGGCGUCGUGCUGCCAGCUGUCGAGGCAAUGGGGGUCGGUUGGUUCAGCGUCAUAUCGGCCGCGUUCCUGAUCCUCUCUGGCCUUCUCAUGUGGCUAACGACGGUAUUUGGGGCGGGCUGGAGACAACGGGUCGACGAGAAGAGAAGCCGCAAGACAGCGGAGCAAUGA